Brassica oleracea var. oleracea is the source of this 852-nucleotide messenger RNA. RefSeq lists its product as uncharacterized. The coding region runs from base 1 to 852 and encodes 283 amino acids. The record is from RefSeq and is a predicted model, not a curated record. Lineage: Eukaryota; Viridiplantae; Streptophyta; Magnoliopsida; Brassicales; Brassicaceae. The transcript has a single exon.
AUGCCGCAGGUCUGGAAUCUGGAAGGUAGAUUAGAAGGCAGAGACUUAGGCCCUGAACGCUUCCAAUUUCGUUUUGAGUCGGAAAACGACCUCCUAACAGUCUUAGCUAAGGGGCCCUAUCACCACAAGAAAUGGAUGCUUCUCCUCCAAAGAUGGGAGCCGACCAUCUCCCCAACCUUUCCCUCAAUGAUCUCCUUUUGGAUCCGGAUUCACGGCAUUCCACUCCACCACUGGACAGAUGAAGCCCUCUAUGCGAUAGGGAAGGCUUUAGGACAUGUCUCCACCAAGGACGUUAGAGAGUCCCGUAUAAGGGUGGCUCUGAACGGUCUUCUACCCCUAGAGAUGAACUCGGAAAUCCAGCUCCCCUAUGGGGAAGUUAUGGAAGUGUCUCUCCUCCACGAAGAGAAUGACUGCCCAAGAAGACCCCAUGGUAACGCCCCACUGAAAGAUAGAAAGUUGGGUAUUACUCAAGCUUUGGCUCUAGAGCGUAUUGAAGCUGAAAAACGGCGCCAUGAUGAGAGACAAGGGUACAAAACCCUUGACGCACGUUGUCCAGGCCAGCUAGAAGGAAAGGCGGCUCCACCUCGCCAGUCUCACCAUUCCUCUGAGAAUAGAGGCCACUAUGAACUCUCUCGUCGAAACAACUCAGAGCACACUGAACGCUCAAAUAUGUCUCAAAUUCCAUACGGACGUCGGAUCUUAACUCUAUACAGGCCCCGAUUCCUUUCAAGAGACAGCCUACGACAUGCUUCACCAAACUCUCGAUCAUUUACCUCUCAGAGAUUUCCCCCGAGAACCAGAGCGAAGAACUAUCGCAUCGUCCUCUCCGUCUCACCCAUCGGGCAACUCUAA